Molecule: messenger RNA, 1483 nt
Organism: Clarias gariepinus (North African catfish)
Lineage: Eukaryota; Metazoa; Chordata; Actinopteri; Siluriformes; Clariidae
Exons: 7
Coding region: 115-936 (273 amino acids)
Source: RefSeq, a predicted model, not a curated record
GCAAAUGAUUGAAGUUCUGACAUUACAGGGUAUGAUUGUAAAGUUAUUUACAGUAUACAUCACAAUAUCGUUUAUGAUCAUAUCAGGAGUUCAGGAAAUCAAGUCAUUGGCUACAUGGAAUACCAAUUUACAAGCUCCCCCAGUAAGCCUACAGUCGCCCCAACUCCAUUCCUGACUACUACAGGAACCCCCAACACAAUACUUGGAACUGUACUCAUUAACAUCUCUUUGAUCUUUGAGAAUUUGAUCAACCUUCCUACUCGGGACAUGGUCCUUAAGGCUGCUAUUGUGAACUUAAAAACAAAACUCAGAACAGCACGUGAUAUUACGGCCCAAAAGCUGAAUGAGCCUAUUGUUACAAAGAACCUCACCUAUUAUUCAACGGGGAGCAACUCAUUUCUUUUAAAUGUGGAAUUCAAGAUCCACGAUGUUUCUUUUUCUGCUCAGUGUAAUGCAAACAUCGACAACAGCACCUACACUGCAAUACAGCAAGAAAUCAACGCCCUGAUGACUGCAUUGCUGAGUGCUCCACAAACCACAACGAUUAGCUUCCCAUCCGCAAACUACACGUGUAACAAAACUCAACUAGAGAUCGUGGCUAAUCAAACUUAUAGGUAUAAAGAGGGUGAUAUUCCAUUCCCAAGUUCUUUUCUUUAUACACUACUCAAAGAAAGUGGUCUGGUAUACUAUACCAUGGCUCCUCUUGUGACCAUUCAGCCAACUCCAAACCCUGAAAAUGGCACCUCCAAUGUUGCAUGGAUUCUGGGAUUCAUUAUCCCUAUUGCUAUAUUGCUCAUUCUUUUGCCAUGUUGGAUCCUACUCUGUUGUAUUCUUUGUGGGUGCUGUGCAGGAGUUAGAAAACGCUGGAGCAGACGACGGUCAUACAAUGUUCGGUCAUAUGAUGCUCAGUAUCAAACUCACAACAGCCUCUUCUAAACCUUAAUAAGACAUUCUCACGUGUAGUUUUCAAUUUACACUUUCUUAGUCUUUCUUUAUGGACAAAAGCAGAUGCUUUAAGACAUGAUUUUUCAUACUACAUGUAUGUAAUUAAGUCAAUAUUAAAUCUGUUAAUUCUCUGAAGUAUCUCUAACACUUUAAUGCUUUCUACUUUGUAUUGCAUCCUGUUCCUGUAUUGCUGGAAUUAUACAGGAUAUAUAAAUAAAUUAAAUUCAACAUUUAGGAAUAUGCAAUAUUACAAGAUAUUUUAAUUUAUUUUUCUAAUUUAUUUUCAAAUAGUAUUUCAUGUUAAUUUAUUAAAUUACUCAAAUAGAAAUAGCACUGUACAUUUCAUUUCAAAUAGUGGGAUGUUAUAUCUGUACAACUGUAUUAUUUACCUAAAUAAUUAGUAUGCACUUUAUCAGUAUGUCAAAUAACCACUGUGCCAAAUGUUCUAUUAUGUACUCAUGCUAUGUAUUAUCAAUGUCUUUAAAAAUAUAUUAUCCUCAUUAAUUGCCAAAAAAUACCUCACCUUAAUGUUUUCUUU